AUGCUAAAAACCCAAACUUCCCUGAGUACUUGGAGCCAGGAAAGAAGAAUGAAGUGGCUGGUGCUCCUCGGGCUGGUGGCCUUCUCAGAGUGCAUAGUCAAGUAUGUAUGGGGACUAAUACCUCUAAGGAGAGUGAAGACCAUGAGAAAUACCGUCAGUGGAAAAAAAGUGCUGAACAAUUUCCUGAAGGAGCAUGCUUACAGACUGUCCCAGAUUUCUUUUCGUGGCUCAUAUCUAACUAGUCACCCACUGAGAAACAUUAGAGAUCUACACACGUUAGGUUCAGACAUUACAAGUCUUCCACCUUCCGGCUUAUCAAUAAGACCUUCAGCAUCAUCUACGGAUCUGGGAGAAUUAAAGGAGUUGUUAUUCAUGACACAGUUCAGAGACAAACAGGAGGGCAGUGUGGUGAUGUUUGGUGGGGUGGACCACCGCUACUAUGAGGGAGAGCUCAACUGGGUAUCAUUGAUCAAAGCAGGUGACUGGAGUGUACACAUGGACCGCAUCUCCAUGAAAAGAAAGGCUAUUGCUUGCUCCGAUGGCUGCAAGGCCCUUGUGGACACUGGGACAUCAGAUACCGCAGGACAAAGAAAACUGGUCAAUAACAUACAGAAGCUUAUCGGUGCCACACCACGGGGUUCCAAGUACUACAUUUCAUGUUCUGCGGUCAAUACCCUGCCCUCUAUUAUCUUCACCAUCAAUGGCAUCAACUACCCAGUGCCAGCUCGAGCCUACAUCCUCAAGGAUGAUAGAGGCCGCUGCUAUACCAACUUUAAAGAGCACCGAUUCAGUUCAUCUACAGAGACCUGGAUCCUGGGUGCUGUCUUCCUUAGGCUGUAUUUCUCAGUUUUUGAUCAAGCAAAUGACAGGAUUGGCCUGGCCCGUGCAGUGUAA
Molecule: messenger RNA, 894 nt
Organism: Bubalus bubalis (water buffalo)
Lineage: Eukaryota; Metazoa; Chordata; Mammalia; Artiodactyla; Bovidae
Product: pregnancy-associated glycoprotein 1-like
Exons: 7
Coding region: 1-894 (297 amino acids)
Biological process (GO): proteolysis
Molecular function (GO): aspartic-type endopeptidase activity
Source: RefSeq, a predicted model, not a curated record